Penicillium odoratum is the source of this 6027-nucleotide messenger RNA. Its product is annotated as putative filament-forming protein (Tpr/p270). Gene Ontology annotation, molecular function: structural constituent of nuclear pore. NCBI's taxonomy places the organism in Eukaryota, Fungi, Ascomycota, Eurotiomycetes, Eurotiales, Aspergillaceae. Bases 1 to 6027 code for a protein of 2008 amino acids. The transcript is spliced from 2 exons. Gene Ontology annotation, cellular component: nuclear pore. The record is from RefSeq and is a predicted model, not a curated record. Gene Ontology annotation, biological process: mRNA export from nucleus; protein import into nucleus.
AUGGCGGAUACCGCUAUUGACAUUCCUUAUCUCGCCUCCCAUUUCUCUUUGUCUUCCACCACCCUUACAUCGCUUACCGAAGCCCCGACGGUUGACCUCGUCAACGAACUUCUUCAAUCCAUUACCAACAAGGCACACGGAUACGAUGAACUCAAGUCGGACAAACUACGCUUGGAGGUUGAGCUCGAAAAUGCUGUGCGCAGCAACGAGUCUAAGAUCAAGGUGCUGAAGAGCACGGUAGAAAAGGGACACACUGAAGUUGAAGAGCUAAGAAAAAAGCUUCACGAAUCUGAAUCUACGCGCAGCACAUUAGAGGCUGAGAUUUCGAAACUCAAAUCUUCCUCCACUUCUAAUGUAAGCGAAGUCAGCUCCCUGAAGUCGCGCAUCACAUCCCUCGAGGAAUCGAACCGAGAUACCCUUCGAUUGCUGGAAUCUAAAUCCGCUGCCCACGACAAACUUGCAGAGGAAUUGUCCGUUCAACACAAGAAAACCAUUGAAUUACGCCGUGAGAUUUCGACGCUUGAGCAAAACCUCCAGAAUGCCAAUUCUGCUUCCGCGAGCGCACGAUUCCGCGAGCAAAGCAUUCAGCAAGAGUUAGAUCUCACUAAGAAAAACAACGAAUGGUUCGAGACCGAAUUGAAAACCAAGAAUGCCGAGCAUAUCAAGUUCCGCAAGGAAAAAAAUGCUCGCAUCGCGGAGCUCCAGCGCGAAAAUGAAGAGGCAAACUCUUCCAUUGAUGCCUUGAGGCGCACUGAAAACUCCCUGAAGAGCCGCCUGGACGAGACCGAGCAACGGUAUGAAGAGUCUCUUUCUAACAUUCAACAGCUCAAGGAGGAAGCAAUCCAAGCCGCGGAGUCCUUCCGUAACGAGCUAGAUAGUGCCAACCGACUUGCCGAGCUCCAAGGGUCUGCUGCACAGAAUGCCAAGCAAAGAGCCCAAGAGUGCCAACUCUCGCUGGAGAAGGCCACUGCUGAUGCCGCAGAGGAGAUCUCUCGUCUGCGUGUGGAAAUCGAGGCCGAACAUAAUGACAAGGAGGCUGCCGAGCGCCGCGUCGCUGAACUUGAAAUUUCCAUAUCCAACCUUGAGUCGGAAGGAGCACGAAACCGCUCCAUGAGCCCUGCAAGAUCCAUCAACGGCAUGGCACCUACAACACCUGUCCGACCAGCAACGCCUGGAAGCUCAUUCACCCCAAGAACCGGUCGAACCAAAAAUGGCCUUUCGCUUACUCAGAUGUACUCCGAAUAUGACAAGAUGCGAUCACUCCUCGCAACAGAGAAACAGAUCAACCAGGAGUUGCGCUCAACUCUCGACGAAAUGGUGCAAGAACUUGAGUCGAGCAAGCCAGAGAUUGACGAGCUUCGUGCAGAUCACACCCGCCUCGAGAAUGCUGUGAUGGAGAUGUCCGACCUCCUGGAAUCGUCAGGCAAGGAACGUGACGAGGCAACCAAGGAAGCGCGGAAAUGGCAGGGUCAAGUAGAAGGCCUGCUCCGUGAAGGUGACAUUCUCCGGCAACAGCUUCGUGAUCUGAGCGUACAGGUCAAGAGUCUUGCCCUGGAAGUGGCCAUGGCCAAGCAGGGCGAAGACUAUGAUCGCGAGGAGCUCGAAAAAAUUGCCCGCCAGGAGAUUGAAGAGUCUUCGACUGAAUUGAACUCAACCGGCCGCUUCAUCAGCCAGCAUCUGACCAGCUUCAAGGAUCUCCACGACCUGCAAGAGCAGAAUGUGACGCUGCGCCGUAUGCUCCGAGAGCUUGGUGACAAAAUGGAGGGAGAGGAAGCUCAAGUCAAGAAUGCAACGAGGCAAGAAGAAGCUGAGGAGCUUAAGGAAUUGCGAGUUCGCGUUCAAACCUACCGGGAUGAGGUUGCCAACCUCCUCGCCCAGUCUAAGAGUUACGUCAAGGAGCGUGACACAUUCCGCAGCAUGCUAAUGCACCGGAAACAAGCAAUUGGUGAUACAUCUCUGUUCUCUCAAUCAAUGCCGCUCGGUGCCGUUCCCCCUGGUGCAAAUGAUAGCCAGUUGAAAGAUUCGACUGACUACGCCGACCUGCUUCGCAAGGUGCAAGCACACUUUGACACUUUCCGCGAGGAGAGUGCAACUGAUCACAAAGCUUUACGACAACAGGUCAAUGAACUCUCUCGGAAGAACAGCGAGCUUUUGAGUGAAAUCAGUCGCUCUAGCAGCCAACUUGCAGCAGCUUCUCAACGAGCCGAGCUCCUUCAAAGCAAUUUCAAUAUGCUCAAGAGCGAGAACAGUGACCUACAGAAGCGAUACUCGGUUCUAUUUGAGAAUGCCAACCGUCAGGACCUUCGGACACAACAAGCUGCCGAGGACCUGGUCGAGGCCAAAGGACUGGUGGAGAGCCUCCAGAGAGAAAACGCCAAUCUCAAGGCGGAAAAAGAUCUUUGGAAGAACAUUGAAAAGCGAUUGAUCGAAGAUGGCGAGAAUAUGCGGAACGAACGCAGUCGACUUGACAACAUGAAUGCCAGCUUGCAAACUAUGAUGAACGAACGUGAGCAUGCAGACAGUGAGACUCGCCGGAGGCUCCAGUCCAGUGUGGAGAGCCUGGAAUCGGAACUGCAAAUAACUAAGCGGAAGUUGAAUGACGAGACGGAAGAGUCCAAGAAAGCGGCCAUGCGCCGUGAGUAUGAGCACGAACAAAGUCAGAAACGGAUUGAUGAUCUUGUGGCUAGCCUGAGCUCAAUUCGAGAGGAGCAGGUUGCCAUCAAGACUACCCGCGACCACUUGCAGUCCCGUGUUGACGAGCUCACUGUUGAGCUCAAGAGCGCCGAGGAACGUAUUCUGGUCAUGCAAUCACGCCCGAGCGUCUCUGCUGCGCCUGCUGAUGCCCUCCAUAUCGCCCAGGAAGCGGAAGUGGAUGCUAACGGACUGACUCGGGAACAAGAACUCGCCAUCGAGGUUUCCGAACUCAAGCGUGACCUCGAUCUUGCCAAGGCAGAGCUGGCCCAUUCUAAGGAACAAGUUGAAGAAUACAAGAAUAUCAGUCAAUCAACCGAGGAACGCAUGGAGGCCGAGGCUGAGACCAAUGCGAUGUACCGCGAAGAGACGGAUCGUCUUAUCGAAGAGAAGGACAAGAAAAUUCAAGAUCUGGAGACUCGGAUCGAAGAGAUUUCUUCGGAGCUUUCUUCCACCAAUACAGAACUUUCAAAGCUACGUGAUGAGCAAGGCGAUGCUACACGUCAUCUUGAGGAACAGAAAGCUACCCUUGAAUCGGAAAUUGCUCGCCUCAAGGAUGAGAACGAACGACAGGUCGCUGCUGCUCAGUUCCAUCAAGAAGACCUGAAAGCCCAGGCUGAAAUUGCUCAGCAUGCCCAGCAAAACUACGAGACUGAGCUUGUGAAGCACGCCGAAGCUGCAAAAAAUGUUCAGAAUAUUCGCGCCGAGGCCAAUCAGCUCAAGCUUGAUCUGGUGGAAAUGCGAACCCAGUCUGAAACCUACAAGAAGGACUUGAUUCAGAAAGAGGAAAGUUGGUCUGAGCAGAGAGCUCGUUACGAGAACGAGCUGACUGAGUUGCACAAACGCCGCGAGGAAGUUCUCCACCAGAACUCCGUUUUACAUACCCAGUUGGAGAACAUCAGUACCCAGAUCAGCGCUCUCCAGCGUGACCGUGCAAAUGUCCCUGAUGACGAUGAAAACGAUGAUGGAAACUCCGCUCCUAACCUGGAGGGCCUUCAGGAAGUCAUCAAAUUCCUGCGCCGGGAGAAAGAGAUCGUGGAGGUCCAGUACCACCUGUCGACACAAGAAGGAAAGAGACUGCGUCAACAACUCGAAUACACCCAGUCUCAGCUUGAUGAGACUCGACUGAAGCUGGAACAGCAGCGACGUGCUGCUGCUGACUCCGAGCACAAUACCCUCAACCACAACAAGCUAAUGGACACCCUUAACGAGCUCAAUCUUUUCCGCGAAAGCAGUGUCACUCUUCGCAACCAAGUCAAACAGACUGAAGCAGCUCUUGCAGAGAAAACUUAUCAGCUUGAUGAGCUCCGCCAAAAGAUCGAGCCCCUGGAGACCAAGAUCCACGAGCUGGAAGGAAACCUGGAAGCAAAGGACGGCGAGAUGCAGCUGCUGCAGAAAGACCGCGAUCAUUACCAGCAGCGCAUCCAGAAUAUUCUUCAGAAGUACGAUCGAGUUGAUCCCGCUGAAAUGGAGGCCCUCAAGGAAAAACUCAGCACCCUGGAGAAAGAACGGGAUGAGGCAGUAUCGGCUCGAGAUGAGUUGCAGACGCAGAAGGCAGCUCUCGAUGAGCAGCUUCAGAACGCGGAGGCAGAUGCGACCAACCGUUUAACCGAGCAGCGUAACAGGAUUGGUGAACAGUUCAAGGCUCGUUCAAAGGAGCUGACUGGACGUCUGAACGCCAGGCAAACAGAACUUAAUGCCGCUUUGCAAGAGAAGGAGGUCCUUGAGGAGGAGCUGACCAAGACCAAAGCUGAAUUAGAGAGCUUGAAGGCCACCAUGGCCAAUGCUUCUGCUGCGGCCGCUCCUGCGCCAGCUGGCACAACUGAAGCUGCGCCCGAAGCCACAAAGGUUAACGCGACCCCUGCCUCCCAAUUCCCAACGGCCACAACAGCCGUUGCUGUGCCCGUGGAUGAGCAAAAGGUCAAGGAGCUGGAGGCAAAGAUCCAACGCUUGGAAGCUGCCUUAGCUGAAAAGGACAGCCUCCUUGCAGCCAAAGAAGCCGAGCAAGAUAGCAAAGUCAAGGAACGUGUCGAUAAGAUCAAAGAGAUUUACAAUGGCAAGGUCGCGGAACUUCGUGCGGCCCAUGCUCAAGAGCUCCAAAAAGCAUCUUCGACUGAAGGGCAAUCGACUCCUGCCGCGCCCGCGACACCUUCCAAGGGUGUUUCUUCAGAUAUCCCGGAGCUCACAGACGCCCAGGCCCGGGAGCUUGUUUCCAAAAAUCAAACCAUUCGGGCUAUUGUUAGAAAUAACAUCCUGAACGGGGUAGCUAAGGAAAAGGAAAAAGAAAGGGCCCAAGCCCAAGCCUCAGGAGCGACUGCUGUGGAUGCGGAAGCGUUGGCGUCAGCGGAGGCUAGGUUCAACGAGGAAAGAGAUGCGUUGAAGAAGAGUCAUGAGGCGGAACUUGGGGACAAGGUGAAAUCUGCUGUGGAACUCAAUGAGAAGAAGUAUGCCGCUCGCUUGAGUGUGAACGAAGGUCGAUUCAGGUCGGCCCAAGCCAAGAUCGAUGUGGUUCAAAAAGCGGCCGCGGAGACCCCUCAAAGGCCCGUUGGUGAGGUUUGGGAGGAAGCUAAAACGGCGAAGGCUGCGCCAGUCACAAAGGUUGGGGGGAUCUCAUCUCCUGCUGUCUCAUCUCCUGCCGUCUCAUCUCCUGCUCCGCUUCCUGCUAUUUCUUCUUCUGCCCCGCCUUCUUCGCCUGCGCCGGCUGCUGCAGCGCCAGUGACAGCCCCUGUACUGAGCGCAGCACAACCCGUGGUGGCCAAUAACCAAAGAAUUACUACUGAACAGCCAGCUAGCCAACAAAAGCCCCAAGUGGGCACGCAGGAGAGUGUGAACCAAAACACAACACCCGCGAAUCCUUUCGAUCAAUCGCAGAAUGAUCAACAACCCCAGCAACCGGCUUCUCUGCCUACCAAGCCGCCGGGCAAUACUCCACCUGGCAUGCUCAGGGCCCUUCAAUCGGGCUUGCCAGUUGUACGAGGUGGUCGCGGUGGUCGCGGUGGCGGCCAGCAGCACCCCUUCGGCCAUGGUCAGCAGCAAGGUGACCAACAACAAUCACAGGGACAGGGCCAAAACCAGGCCCAGCGCGGCACUGGCCUCCCACGAGGUCGCGGUGGUGGCCGCGGUGGACAAGGUCGAGGUGGACAGAACUCCUCGCAAUCUCCAAACCAGGGACAAGCAGGUCCAGCAACCCGUGGUGCUCUGAAUGUUCAGGCCCGUCAAUUCAUCCCUCAGGGAAAUAAACGGAACCGGGACGAUGCCGCCGAUGCUCCUAACGAGGGGGCCAGUGGUGGUAAACGCAUGCGAGGUGGUGGACAGUCUCGUGGAGGCUCAUCUUAG